Messenger RNA from Verticillium alfalfae VaMs.102, 855 nucleotides. RefSeq names its product v-SNARE. The transcript is spliced from 2 exons. Lineage: Eukaryota; Fungi; Ascomycota; Sordariomycetes; Glomerellales; Plectosphaerellaceae. The record is from RefSeq and is a predicted model, not a curated record. Bases 1 to 855 code for a protein of 284 amino acids.
AUGUCGAAACCGAACCAGCUCUUCCUUCUCGCCGAUCACAUUAAGCUCUCCUUGCUGGAGCGCCAGCGCGCCAAGUCUCUCAACCUUGACGACGAUUCCCAGGAAGGCCACAUCUCGCGCUCCCUCGACCAGUUUCGUGAUGGGCUAGAGGCGCUGCAGGAGGAGCAGAGGCGACAGACAGAAUCCGGUGAUGCCAGCGGCGCCCAUUCCAUCGCCGAUGCCCUGCCCGCCCUGCAGAAGCAGUACUCCGACCUGACGUCCCAGUUCCACGGCUUCCCGACGCCAGAAACCACGUCGACGCUCACGCAGCCCAACGACCCCUCCCUCUCGCCCGACUUUGCCCACGCCCAGUCGGCGACGGCGGGGCCGCCGCGCAAGACAACGCUCCGCUCGCCCUCGAGCUCCUCGACGAUCCCCAAGACGGUCCGCUUCACCGACUCGGCGCCAUCCCCCUCGGCCGCCGACCCGGCGCUGACGGCCGAGCUCUUCGGCCCCUACCGCGACGAGCCGUCCGAGACGGAGCACCGCGACGCCACCGCCGGCGCCGGCCUCGACAACCAGCAGAUCCACGCCUACCACGCGCGCGUGCUGCGCGAGCAGGACGACCACCUCGACCGCCUCGGCGAGAGCAUCGGCCGCCAGCGCGAGCUCAGCAUGCAGAUCGGCGACGAGCUCGACUCGCACGUCGCCAUGCUCGACGACGUCGACGCCGCCACCGACCGCCAUCAGGGCCGCCUCGACCGCGCCCGCCGCAACCUCAACAAGGUCGCGCGCUCGGCCGGCGAGAGCAAGCAGAUGAUGACCAUUAUCGCCCUCAUCAUCAUCCUCGUCCUGCUCAUUGCCGUGCUGAAAUGA